Molecule: messenger RNA, 1948 nt
Organism: Mercurialis annua (annual mercury)
Lineage: Eukaryota; Viridiplantae; Streptophyta; Magnoliopsida; Malpighiales; Euphorbiaceae
Exons: 7
Coding region: 56-1573 (505 amino acids)
Source: RefSeq, a predicted model, not a curated record
UACAAACCUUAAAUCUUGACCAUUUCUUCUUGUUUCAACCUCCAACUUAACAAUAAUGUGCAAGAAUUGGGUUGUUUUUACUUUCAUUUUUUUAGUUCUAUUCAGUGAGUUCUCUUCAGCUUCUGCUACCCCUCCUGCUAAAAUUUUAAGUGGGGUUUUAUCCAAUGUGGUUUCUGCUCUAGUAAGUUGGCUAUGGUCACUCAAAUCCACCACUAAAACAGCUGUGUCUAGCCGUUCAAUGAUGAAAUUUGAAGGUGGGUAUUCAGUUGAGACAGUGUUUGAUGGAAGUAAGCUUGGAAUUGAACCUCAUUGUGUUCAUGUUUCUCCAAGUGGAGAGCUUUUCAUUUUGGAUUCUGAGAAUAGUAACAUUUACAAAAUCUCUACUUCAUUGUCUAGAUAUAGCAGACCGAAGCUAAUUGCUGGAUCGCCUGAAGGGUACUCUGGACAUGUAGAUGGGAAGCUAAGAGAAGCAAGAAUGAAUCAUCCGAAAGGCCUUACAGUUGACGACAGAGGAAAUAUAUAUAUUGCAGAUACAUUGAACAUGGCUAUCAGAAAGAUUGGUGAUGGAGGUGUUACAACUAUCGCAGGAGGAAAAUGGUCUCGCGGAGGUGUCCAUGUUGAUGGUCCAAGUGAAGAUGCAAAAUUUUCGAAUGAUUUUGAUGUAGCUUAUGUUGGAAGUAGCUGCUCUCUUCUGGUCAUAGAUAGAGGGAAUCAGGCAAUUCGAGAGAUUCAACUUCACGAAGAUGACUGUAACUAUCAAAAUGAUGGCAGUUUUCAUUUAGGACUAGCAGUACUUCUUGCUGCUGCAUUCUUUGGAUAUAUGUUAGCAUUGCUGCAGCGGAGGAUUCAAACGUUAUUUUCUUCUAAUCAUGAUCCAACAGCUUAUAUGAAUAGAGGUGUGCCAAUGGCACCAUAUCAAAGACCUCCUAAGUUUGUCAGGCCUCCAUUGAUUCCAAACGAAAAUGAAGCCGAAAAAGCAGAUGAAGGCUUGUUUGGUUCGCUCGGGAAGCUUGUGUUUAACACUGGCUCAACUGUAGGUGAAAUAUUUGGGGGACUAUUUUCAGGGUUUAGAAGGAAGCCUGUUCAUUACCAGUUCCAACAGCAGUAUCAACAACAACAUUCGGAUCAAUGGCCAAUGCAAGAGAGUUAUGUGAUUCGAGAUGAAGAUGGGCCUCCGUCCCUAGAAACAAGAACCCCGUCAUCAAAGAAAACCUAUCCAUUUAUGACCAAGGACCUAGAGAAGCACCCCAAAAUGAAGCACCACAAUGGCUGGGAUGACGAUUAUCUUCACCAGCAGCAGCAACAGAAGCAGAUUCAGAUGCAUAUGCAAAUGCAAAUGCAAAUGCAGCAGCACCAAAGACAGCAGCAGCAUCAUAGGCACCAUACAUCUAACCCCAAAACAUAUUACGAAAAGAGCGGCGAAACAAAUGAGAUUGUAUUCGGGGCAGUUCAAGAACAGGAUGGCCGGCGUGAAGCUGUAGUGAUAAAAGCUGUUGACUACUCAGAUCCUGGAUACAAUCACCAUAACCUUCGACCUCGAUUCAACUAUGUUGGUUAUUCUCAUGGGUAUUAAAUUAAUGAUUUAACAAUAGUAAUGGUGGGGAAAUAUGCUAAGUUUUGCAUGUAGUCUAAGUAUAAGCUCGGUUCUAUAAUGAAAGCUUCAAAAUAGGUGCCCGAGGACAUUAGCUUUUCGAAGUGGUGAUCUGAAGCGAGAGAUCGAAGAACUAAAACCGGAAUAUCCGGUCAUCUAUUACAUCUGAGUCUGGAAAGUAGAUUUAGGAACAUAAGCUUGUUUCUAUUUCAUUUGUUUAUUUAUUUUUUCUUUUUUUAUCUUGUUCCUAUCAUGUAUUAUUCUAUAGCAGAAAUUUAGUAUUAAAAUGUUUAAGCACUAGUGAAAAAUGUAUGCUCAAGAGAAUCAAAUGGUUGCUGAUAUAUUAUUACAUAGUAA